CGGGGUUUUGAGAGUGAGAGAGAGAGAGAGAGAUUUCUUGAGAGAGAAAGAGACGGGGUGAAUGGAAGGUGCGAGCAACGGAGGAAUGUUGUACCACGAGGUACAAGAAUCGAAGCUUUGCGCCGUGCAUUGCGUCAACACGGUGUUGCAGGGCCCCUUCUUCUCCGAAUUAGAUUUGGCCGCCCUUGCCUCCGAUCUUGAUCGGAAGGAGCGUCAGAUGAUGCUCGGCGGUGCCGCCGAAACCAUCAACGACGGUUUAUUAUCCGAAGAGUCUCACAACGUGUCGAUGGACGGCGAUUUUAGUAUUCAGGUUUUACAGAGGGCGUUGGAGGUAUGGGAUCUGCAAGUGAUUCCACUCAAAAACCCAGUUGCUGAGCCUGCUCAGAUUGAUCCGGAGCUUGAAAAUGCAUUUAUCUGUCAUUUGCAGGACCAUUGGUUCUGUAUCAGGAAAGUGAAUGGAGAGUGGUACAACUUUGACAGUCUCUACGCAGCCCCUGAGCACCUUUCCAAGUUUUAUCUCUCAGCCUACCUGGACACCCUAAAAGGCUUUGGUUGGAGCAUUUUUCUGGUGAGGGGAAACUUCCCAAAUGAGUGUCCCAUCACGUCCUCCGAAGCUUCUUAUGGUUAUGGGCAGUGGUUGUCACCUGAAGAUGCAGAGAGGAUAACUAAAUCAUGUAACUCAGUACAGAGACCACCUCACAGAACCGAUCUAACUCAGCAUGUUUCUGAUCCAUUUCUUCAGUACAGGGAAGCAGACAUGCUUUUAGAUGCAGAAGACGAGGAUUUGAAAGCUGCAAUAGCUGCUAGCUUGAUGGAUUCGUCCCCACCCAUUGUCGUUGCUGAAGCUGGCACCUCGCAAAAUGAAAAUAAGAACAGCCGUGAUGAAAAUGCAUGAGGAUAUAUAUUCUUUUCAGAUUUAUGUUUUACACGUUAACAAUUAUGAUCUCUGUGAGGCUUGAUGGUUGAAGUCACAACCUUGCAUGAGUCGCUGUAGAAUUUAUAUACUAUUUUUAAUUUAAUUUACUACAUUUUUAUCAUGUUUAGUGGUACAAUAUUGUAAAACCUAAAAUAGAUUAUGACAAAUUUGCAAUUUGCAUUAUUUAAAAUUUUUAAGAUAGUGAAGUCAUUUAUUCUGUUCAA
This is a messenger RNA of Cornus florida, 1140 nucleotides long. RefSeq names its product ataxin-3 homolog. Gene Ontology annotation, molecular function: cysteine-type deubiquitinase activity. Bases 62 to 895 code for a protein of 277 amino acids. The transcript has 2 exons. Gene Ontology annotation, cellular component: nucleus. Gene Ontology annotation, biological process: protein deubiquitination. The record is from RefSeq and is a predicted model, not a curated record. Lineage: Eukaryota; Viridiplantae; Streptophyta; Magnoliopsida; Cornales; Cornaceae.